CUGCCUCUGGCUCAGAGCUGCGGAGAGAGAGAGGUGCAGGAGGAGGAGGAGGAAGAGGGAGGGAAGCCCUGCUGGCUCUCUUCGCAUCCUUUCUCCCUUGUGGAAGAAGGGAUGGCCCUGGAGGGAGGUGAAGGUGAGAUGGGCAUCUGGGGGGUCCCUGGCCCAGUGGAGAUCCGGGUGGCCCAAGCCCCCGAGGCUGAGAAAAGAGAGGAAGAAGAGGAGGAGGAGGAAGAGGAGGAGGAGGAAGAAGAUGGGGAGCUCCUCAGCCUGACUCCGUUGGGGAGCUGCAGCUGCAGCGAAGACGAUGCCUCCCAAAGAGAUCAAAGAAUUGGAGAGAAAUCCAGCGGCGGUGAAAACGACGGAGACGAUUUGGGACACAAAUGGAAACCUCCAGAGCAUGAACUGAUCCUGAAGUUGGUGGCCCAGAUUGAGUAUUACUUUUCGGAUGAAAACCUUGAAAAAGACGCCUUCCUUCUGAAGCACGUCCGGAGAAAUAAGAUGGGAUAUGUCAGCGUGAAGUUGCUGACUUCUUUCAAAAAGGUAAAACACUUGACCCGUGACUGGAGAACCACAGCUUAUGCCCUGAAAUAUUCUGAUAUUCUGGAGCUGAAUGAAGACAACCGAAAGGUUCGGCGCAAUACACCCGUCCCAGUGUUCCCCAGCGAGAAUCUGCCUAGCAAGAUGUUGCUUGUCUAUGACAUCCACCUGACGCUCAACCUCCAUUCUCUGGAGGAAGGGCAAGAAAAUGGAGGCGUUCAAGAGAAAGUUAUGGAACAUCUUCUUAAAGCCUUUGUCAAGUUUGGUGUCAUUUCAUCAGUCCGCAUCCUCAAACCCGGUAGGGAUCUCCCGCCGGAUAUCAAGAGGUUCAGUAGCCGAUACAGUCAAAUGGGGACCAAAGAAUGCACCAUCGUCGAGUUCGAAGAGGUGGAUGCUGCCAUCCAAGCUCAUGAGUCCAUGUGUCUGCUGGACAACGAGACGGCCAUGAAGGCCAUCCUCAUUGGAAGGAAGCCUCCAAAGAAGAAGGUCCUCAAAGACAAGAGCCGUGAUGGAGACUUGAACAAGGGUCACCACAAAAGGCGAUCGAUAAAUAAGAGGGUGGAAGAACUUCAGUUCCUUGGCGAUGAUUCUUCAGCCAACAGUUCCUCUGAGCCGGAGAGUAACCCAACCUCCCCUAUGUCUGGCCGGAGAAGUAACACUUCCAACAAACUGAGCCCAGUCACCUACACGAACAAUCACCUUAGCCCAAACUUGUCUCCAAGAUCGAGCCCUCGGACCAGCCCUUGCUCCCUACGGAAAGUCUCCAGGAUGUCUCCUCUGGUGGAAGACGGACGACUCAGCUUAAACGCCAGCCCCGAGACGCCCAGGAGAUGCGCGGAUUAUUCGUCGGACAGUAGCCUCACCCCUUCCAGCAGCCCAUGGGUUCAGAGGCGUCGGCAGGCACAAACUCUCACACAAGAGAAAAGCCCAGUGGGCAGCCCCAUGCAGAGUCCCAAAAUGCAGAAUUUUGUUGGGUUACCCGUCGGAGUGUUGCGUUUACCUAAGGGCCCUGAUGGGACAAAAGGAUUUCAUAAUGGACGGGAAAGGAAUAAAACAACUCAGAAUGAAUGAUCUUUGUGUUCAUUCAGGUAGUGAAUUACAGGGGUCCCUCAACAUUCGCUGGGGUUAAGAGUGAAGGACCCCCAUGAAUGUGGAAAAAGUUCAAAUUAAAAAACCAACACUAUUCUUUUUACCUAAGAGAACACUUCUCAAGAAAUCUCCAGAUCCUCCAGUGCAACUCAGUGGUCAACAUCUGCCAGAAUGUGACCCUAGAAUCAAGCUGGAUGACCUACAAAUGCCUAGAGAAGUGGUUUCUCUAGGAACUUUGAGGUCCUUCAUCACAACUCUAUGGUCAACUUCUGGCAGAGUUGCGCUGGAGGACCUAGAAAUUCCUAGAGAGAACAUAUUCAUCAAAACUGCAAACCAUUAAACCCGCAAAAGUCAAAGCCACAAAUGUGGAGGGCCAACUGUACUCCAAUGCUGAGUUAUUCCCAAGGACUUGGAUCAAGGCACUAUUUUCAUUUAUUUUUAAUUUUGAAGCAUUUGUACUUUUGUGGCUUUGUAUGCUUGUCUUUACACUUAAUCUAGAUGUUGUCUUUAUAUGUUUUUUACUGUUUUAUGAAACCUCAACAUGGAUGCAUUUUAUGUUUGUGUGUUUUUUAAUGCCAGGUAUAACCAAACAUUUAACGGGGGAAAUAUUAUUAUUAUUAUUAUUAUUAUUAUUAUU
This is a messenger RNA of Sceloporus undulatus (fence lizard), 2263 nucleotides long. It is a transcript of the gene LARP6, whose product is annotated as La ribonucleoprotein 6, translational regulator. Gene Ontology annotation, biological process: RNA processing. The record is from RefSeq and is a predicted model, not a curated record. The transcript has 3 exons. Gene Ontology annotation, cellular component: nucleus. NCBI's taxonomy places the organism in Eukaryota, Metazoa, Chordata, Lepidosauria, Squamata, Phrynosomatidae. Bases 112 to 1608 code for a protein of 498 amino acids. Gene Ontology annotation, molecular function: mRNA binding.